UUUUUCCCCCUCUCUCCUCCCAAACAAGAUUUCUUCGUCUCCUCCGUCUGUCUCCUCGCCCAGAUCCGUCAAUCGCCAUGGCGUCCCCGCCCCACCCCCUCCUCUUCCUCAUGCUCCUCGCCGCGGCGUUCGCCGCCUCCUUCGCCUCCGCCGGCGCCGGUGACCUGGUGGCCGAGUUGCAAUCCCUCCGCUCCCGCUCCCCGUCGGGCGUGAUCCACCUGACCGACACAUCCGUCACCCGCUUCCUCUCCGCCCCGGCGCCGCGCCCCUACUCCGUGCUCGUCUUCUUCGACGCCGCCUCGCUCCACUCCAAGACCGACCUCCACCUCCCCCAGCUCCGCCGCGAGUUCGCCCUUCUCUCCGCCUCGUUCCUCGCCCACAACCCCGCCUCCGCCGACCUCUUCUUCGCCGACAUCGAGUUCUCCGAGUCGCAGCACUCCUUCGCGCAGUUCGGCGUCAACUCCCUCCCCCACGUCCGCCUCGUCCGCCCCGAGCACGGCCGCCUCGCCGGCUCCGAGCAGAUGGACCAGUCCCACUUCUCCCGCCUCGCGGACUCCAUGGCCGAGUUCGUCGAGUCCCGCACCGGCCUAGAGGUCGGCCCCAUCGUCCGCCCGCCCCUCGUCUCCCGCAACCAGACGAUAGUUCUUGUCAUCUUCUUCUUGGUCUCAAUCCCGUUCCUCAUCAAGAGGAUCAUGGAAGGGGAAACCGUGUUCCAUGACCGGCGGGUUUGGAUGGCCGGGGCGCUCUUCAUUUACUUCUUCAGCGUCUCCGGGGGAAUGUACGGGAUCAUCAGGCACACGCCGAUGUUCAUCACCGACAGAUCAGAUCCAAACAAGCUCGUGUUCUUCUACCAGGGUUCUGGGAUGCAGCUUGGAGCGGAGGGCUUUGCGGUUGGGUUCUUGUACACUCUCGUCGGGCUCAUGAUCGCUAUGGUGACACACUUGCUGGUGAGGGCGGAGAACCUGCAGAUCCAGCGCUUUACGAUGCUGGCAGUCAUGGCAAUUGGGUGGUGGGCAGUGAAGAAGGUGAUUCUUUUGGAUAACUGGAAGACUGGGUAUAGCAUUCAUACAUUCUGGCCCAGCAGCUGGAGGUAAAUUCAGGUUCAGCAGGAGAUGAUAAGGAUGUUUUCUUCCUUCGGUUCUGAGGUUAUGGAGUUACCCAACUUGACCAUGCUGGGAUAAGAGCAUAUUUUGGAUUGUGGCAUCUUACCAAAUUUAAUUUUGCAAAUGUCUGAUUCUGUAGUAUGAAAUAUGUAGAUCUCAAGUCAUGUUAGUUAUUCAGAGGAAUUAUUGCACAUCUAUCACUUGAACAAGAAAGUUUGGCUUUUGAAUUGUUGGUAUGGUACCUUUGAAUGAUAAGUCGUUAAUAUUGGGUGCAUUGUCAUUUUCGAGAAUUGCUUAAUACAUGGAAAGCAUUAGAUUGAAGGGGC
This is a messenger RNA of Oryza brachyantha (malo sina), 1429 nucleotides long. RefSeq names its product probable dolichyl-diphosphooligosaccharide--protein glycosyltransferase subunit 3. The record is from RefSeq and is a predicted model, not a curated record. The transcript is spliced from 2 exons. Gene Ontology annotation, cellular component: oligosaccharyltransferase complex. Bases 78 to 1094 code for a protein of 338 amino acids. Lineage: Eukaryota; Viridiplantae; Streptophyta; Magnoliopsida; Poales; Poaceae.